AUGGAUUCAGACACAGGUAGCAAGGAUCAGACAUUAAUAUUUAUGACUCAUUGGCAAAGAACAAAUUUAUUGGGAUCAUUCUUUUAUGGAUAUAUAUUAACUCCAGUACUGGGAGGGUAUUUAUCUGGCGUGUAUGGUGGUAAAAAAGUCUUAUCAGGCAGUGUUUUUAUUAGUUCUGUUUUAUCUUUGUUAACACCAGCAGUUGCAAAGAUUAACUUCUAUGCCCUUUUGGCUGUACGAAUUGCAUUAGGAAUUGCUCAAGGUGUAAUGUUUCCUUGUGUUUAUACUAUUUUGGGAAAAUGGUCGCCACCUUGGGAACGAAGUCGGCUACUUAUAACAAUAUUUUCAGGAACCUUUAUAGGUACUGCCGUAAGUAUGCCCUUAGCUGGUGUCAUUUGUGAUACUAUUGGUUGGCCAUGGGUGUUUUAUUUGUGUGGAUUAUGUGGAUGUAUAUGGUGUAUCUCCUGGAUAUGUUUAGUGAGUGAGUCUCCGCGUACGGAUACCAAAAUUAAACCUGCAGAAUUAAUAAUCUUGCAAGAAGCAUUGAAUAAUUUAACUGAGCAUUUAGAUCUUCAAACCCCAUGGAAGCGAAUAUUUUUAUCGUUACCCCUUUGGGCAAUAAAUGCUGCCCAAAUAGCACAUUCCUAUCUAUUUUUUCUACUCAUCACGCAUUUUCCAUCAUAUAUGGAAGAUAUGUACGAUUACGACAUACAGAGAGUUGGUGUGUAUUCAGCGAUUCCGCAUUUGGUAAUUACCAUAAAUAGUUUGUUGGGUGCAUAUUUAGCUGAUAUUUUUAUUAAAAAAAAGUAUUUAUCACCAACUGCCACGAGAAAAUUAUUUACUUGUACUGCAUUACUGUUCAUGGCAAUGAUGUCUUUUUUCAACAUAAUUUGGAGAACUCCAUUGGGUAGUCUUACUUGUGCAAUUUUAAUGGAUGGAAUCGGAACUGUUGGUUGGGCAGGUUUCUGUGUCAAUUUUUUUGAUAUUUGUCCACAAUUUGCUCAUAUUACAAUGGGAAUAUCUACUACAUUUGCUGGUGUGUCUGGAAUAAUAAUGACAAUGCUUGUUACUCAUUUCGUACACAAUGAAUCUGUAAACAACACAUAUAAAGAUAAACCAAACGAUAAUAAAACAUCUGAUGAGAAAACAUCUAAUGAAAAAACAUACGAUGAAGAAAUAUCUCAGGAGAAAACAUCCAAUGAACAAAAAUCUGAUGAGAAAACAACCAAUGGACAGACAUCUGAUGAGAAAAUAUCUGAUAGAACAAAAUCUGAAAAAAUAACCAAUGCUAAAACAAUCGAUGAUGAAACAUCUAGUAAAAAAAUAUACAAUUAA
This is a messenger RNA of Chrysoperla carnea, 1335 nucleotides long. Its product is annotated as vesicular glutamate transporter 3-like. Gene Ontology annotation, molecular function: transmembrane transporter activity. Gene Ontology annotation, biological process: monoatomic anion transport; transmembrane transport. The transcript is spliced from 6 exons. NCBI's taxonomy places the organism in Eukaryota, Metazoa, Arthropoda, Insecta, Neuroptera, Chrysopidae. The record is from RefSeq and is a predicted model, not a curated record. Bases 1 to 1335 code for a protein of 444 amino acids. Gene Ontology annotation, cellular component: plasma membrane.